AUGAAGCUGUUAAUUUUCUUGUGCGUGGCGUGUGCGGCUGUGAUGGCCGUAAUGAUUUCCCAAGCCGUGCGUCAGGAGUUUAUCCUUAAACGUCUGAAGAGUUCGACAGAAGAGAAAACUAUGCAAAUCUCAAGAUAUGAAAAUACAGUCUCCGAGAUGAAAAAGACUAUGCUGGGAGUCAGACCACAAAUGAUGUCAAUGAUCACAGAGACGCAGAACCUGAAGACGAAAAAGGAAACCCUCCAAAAAGAGAAAACUGCUUGGGAGGAAAAUAUCAACACGUGCAACAAGGAAAAGGGUGAAGCUGAAAAAACAAAGGGUGAAGUCACAGAGAACUUGAAUAAACUGACAGUGCAGCACAAUGAGGCCAAGGGGAGCGCUCAGAAGACCAUUGAGGAGCUGAAACAACAGAUCCUGGACCGAGAUAAAACCAUGUGUGCCUCAGUGGAUACGACUAUUGCAGAGGCCCGAAAGCUCUGUGGUUUGGGGGAUACAUUGCCAGGCAUUUUCUCUCCACGACCGAGGGACUUCAGUCUACCGAACUCAUCAUGGGGUCCAAAAAUGAUGGAACUCUACGAUCAUUACAACAGCAUGUGUGAUUUAGAAACAGAAGACAUUCAUAACCAAAAGGGGCCUUGGAUCAGACUGCCCAGCUAUAACCGCUCUCUCAAAUAUGCUACAGGUGGAGUGUACCUGAGUAAGAUGAUACAGUCGAAGGCCAGACUUUUCACCAGAAAUAUUUACCAAGCAGGGGCAGCUUUUGAAUAUGUUAUUUUUGUUAACAAGGAGGAGAAGAAAUGUGUUUGCUUAUUGCAAGCUGGACAUCUACUGGAGGGACCACCGGGUCAUGUUCAUGGAGGGGCAAUAGCCACUAUGAUUGACACAGUAACAGGGACACAUGCCACGUUUCUAGCUGGACUCGUGGUGACUGCAAACCUCAACAUCAACUAUCGAAGUGCAAUCCCAUUAGGAAGCACAGUGUUACUAGAGUCGACAUUUGACAAGAUGGAAGGCAGAAAAGUAUCUGUAAUCUGUAAAGUGACCAGUUCUGACGGCUCUAAACUGCACACAGAGGCAACAGCUCUCUUUGUGGCUAUCAACGUGAGCCACCUGAUGGGAAUGUAACCUUGUGCUCGAUCAUUAUAUCAGCUGUGUGUCUGCAUUUUACUUUAAUCUGCAUUAUCACUAAACUGUUACAGAAGUUUGUGACUAACUAGACACUUGUGGCUACCUCUGGAAAAUGUAAGCUUGAAUAGUUUUUAAGUUAAAUUUUAUUUAAAUAUUUAUUCCAUUCCCAUUUAUUUUAAAAGAAUCACUGGUAAAUUAAUAAUGUGUAAGAAAUAAAACAGUUCUCAUGAUGUA
This is a messenger RNA of Boleophthalmus pectinirostris (great blue-spotted mudskipper), 1362 nucleotides long. Its product is annotated as acyl-coenzyme A thioesterase THEM4-like. Lineage: Eukaryota; Metazoa; Chordata; Actinopteri; Gobiiformes; Gobiidae. The record is from RefSeq and is a predicted model, not a curated record. The transcript has 9 exons. The coding region runs from base 1 to 1125 and encodes 374 amino acids.